Messenger RNA from Penicillium arizonense, 2712 nucleotides. RefSeq lists its product as uncharacterized. Bases 1 to 2712 code for a protein of 903 amino acids. Gene Ontology annotation, molecular function: glucan endo-1,3-alpha-glucosidase activity; triacylglycerol lipase activity. The record is from RefSeq and is a predicted model, not a curated record. Gene Ontology annotation, biological process: triglyceride catabolic process. NCBI's taxonomy places the organism in Eukaryota, Fungi, Ascomycota, Eurotiomycetes, Eurotiales, Aspergillaceae. The transcript has 5 exons.
AUGAAUUGGCUUGCAUGGCUUGCCAUGGUGGUGACCUUUCAGGCCAUCCACCAGGCGAAUGCAAAAGCUGUGUUUGCCCAUUUUAUGGUCACAAACUCCGAGAACUAUACUGCUUCUGACUGGCAGUCAGACUUCAAGUUGGCCCAGGAUGCCCAUAUCGAUGCGUUCGCCCUCAACAUGGCAUGGGAAGACAAGACCAAUGACGCUUCCGUGGCCAUGGCCUUCACUGCUGCCGAGGCGAAGGGAUUCAGGCUAUUCUUCUCAUUCGACUAUGCUGGCAAUGGACCUUGGGACCAAGAUGCUGUCACCAGCAUGAUCCAAAAAUACAGUUCCAGCUCUUCAUACUUCCAGUACAACGGGAAGCCAUUCUUUUACACCAAUUUGCCAGGAUACAACAAGAACUGGCUUUGGAACAGUGGUAGCCUUUGGCACGACCGCUGGCAAGAGCUUUACGCUCUUGAUCCAAUGCCAGAGUUCGUUGAAAUCAUAUCUUGGAAUGAUUACGGCGAAUCCCAUUACAUUGGCCCGAUUCGCGAGAACGCUUUGGCUGCCCUUGAUAUCGGUGAAGCUCCAUUCGACUUCGUGGCAGGUUACCCACAUGACGCCUGGCGCGAUAUGCUUCCUUUCUUGAUCGAUUUGUACAAAACUGGAAGUGCCUCGAUGGGCAACGGUCUAGCUACCUUCUGGUAUACCCCUAAUCCGCUAGACUACUGCAGCGUUGGGGGAACAACACUCAAUACCGCCUCUCAGCUGCAAAUUGAAUACAAUCCGAAGGAGAAAUUGGAAGCUCGAAUUUGGGUUAUGUCAUUAUUCAGCGACGGCAAUACUGCGGUGUUCGUCAACGGUGAAUCUGUGGAGUGGGACUUCAUACCCGAUGGCUCGGUUGGAGCUGCUAUCCGGUUUGGGAGCGUAGCUGCACCAAUUGGAAUGGUUGAAGUCAAUUUGAUUGUCCAUGACGCAGUGAUGCAACUCACUAAAACCAUCGACAUCACCACAUCAUGUGAUGGGGGCUUCAACAACUUCAAUGCGUGGGUGGGAAGCGUUGGAGGAGGGAGUCCCUACGGUGACAUAUACUCUACUUUAGUCGACAUAAAAGACCAGGAGUGCGUUCAAGGGAAGGGCGCCUACGACUUCAAUGCCCUUUGUAACUUUACCUGCUCUUACGGGUAUUGCCCUGUCGGUGCAUGCACCUGCGAGCAGAUGGGUGCUGCCCGUUCCAAGCCCAAGGCGACGGGCACGACGGGCUACCCAGCAGAAGGGAAAGAUGCCAACUACGUGGGGCUCUGCAGCUUUGCCUGCAACUACGGCUAUUGUCCUUCCGCGACAUGUGACACGACUGAACAUCCCAUGCCGGUCCCUACAGUUUCGGACUUCCUCCCGCCGGCCUGUGUUGCCCUGUCCCAGGGCCAGAUGGGAUACUGGUCGAAGGUCUUUGCAAGCGCGAAGAAAACCCGCCGCACCAUUCCUCUGCCAGUACUCCCUGCUUCCACAAGUGCAACUGAAUGUGUUGUAGCCGAUGACUAUAUCCAGUGGGAUGAUGUUAACGAUGAUAUUCCCGAUGUCACCGGCCAGGUACAUUUCGGAGACUCUUUCGCCGCAGGAAUGGGCACGGGAAACACACCUACGGCGCAAAAAUGCCGAGUGGGAUCGAAUAAUUUCGGCCAACUGUUACACGAUUCGUUCGUGGGGGGCUUUGAUUACCAGAAUCUAGCUUGUUCUGGAGACACUGUUGCCGGACUUUACGACAAGCUUCACGGGUGGCAGAACCCGACAGUGGACAGCCUGGCCACCAUGACGAUCGGCGGCAAUGACUUGGAUUUCUCGAAUAUCGUCAAGCAUUGCAUUCUGAGAUAUUUCCGCGCCCUCGUUGGCUGGGAUGCUGCGUGGUGUUCUCACUACAAAAGCGCCGCCAAGAGUCUCAUGGCGGAUACCGGCGCAGACGGGCUGCAGUAUAGAUUCACCUCUAUUUACCUUCGGAUUAUUGGCUGGGCCCAACAAAAUCCUGAUUUCAAUCUUUACGUCGCUGGGUAUCCAAGAUUCUUCAAUGCCGAUACAACACAAUGCAAUGAUGUUUCGUUCCGCUACUGGGGAUGGGAUAAGGUGGACCAUAGUGACGUUUGGCUGACAACCUCCCUGAGGACCGAGAUGAAUGACCUGGUGACAUCCCUCAACAAAGUCAUCGAAGCCGCGGUCCUUGACGCAAACAAUCUGGUUGGCAGAAAUGUCACUCACUUUGUCGACGUGGAUCCCAGUUUUGAGGGCCACCGCUGGUGUGAACCGGGCGUGAUAGAGCCGGAUCCGAGUCACAUGAGCACUGCCUUUUUCCUCAGCGGCUGGUCGGACAUUGAAGAGGGGGCCACGGUUGCGACAGCGGCUGACGAUAGCGCCGAUCUGAGUGUCCUGCAAGCAAGUGGCAGUCUUCCACUCCCGGAUGGAAACACAUGCAACACAACCCUCGGCGUCGAUCCCGACCCUGUCGAUGUUUACUGGUGCGAUAUCGCGUCAGCAGUUGCGUCUGAUCCGGAUGGAGAUAUCGCUACGCAAGUUGCACUCGCAAAUACAGCGCUUGCCAGCGGCGACUUUACCGCUCAAGAUGUGUCGCGGUUCUUGCCGACUCGGCAAAUCAAAACGUUCCAUCCGCGAAGUAUCGGUAUGGCUUUCUAUCGCGAUGCCAUUCUCGCUGCCAGGCAGCAGGUGGAGUACGGUUAUUGA